This is a messenger RNA of Myxocyprinus asiaticus (Chinese sucker), 3122 nucleotides long. Its product is annotated as cyclic nucleotide-gated channel cone photoreceptor subunit alpha. Gene Ontology annotation, cellular component: plasma membrane; intracellular cyclic nucleotide activated cation channel complex. The transcript is spliced from 9 exons. Bases 191 to 2257 code for a protein of 688 amino acids. Lineage: Eukaryota; Metazoa; Chordata; Actinopteri; Cypriniformes; Catostomidae. Gene Ontology annotation, molecular function: intracellularly cAMP-activated cation channel activity; protein-containing complex binding; intracellularly cGMP-activated cation channel activity. Gene Ontology annotation, biological process: monoatomic cation transmembrane transport. The record is from RefSeq and is a predicted model, not a curated record.
GCAUCUGAGUAAUUUUCUCUCUGUAGGAGAGAUAAAAUCAAAUGAAUACCUCUGAACCUGAUGGUUUUCUUGGAAUGGGAUUUCUCUGUUGACCCGCUGCUCAACGCUGAUGUGAAGAAAUCGUCGGGGAAUUGUUUGCAUCGACUCCAGAUGUAAUUCCAAUUCAGUGAAUGGCAUUACAGGAGAGAAAAUGGCUAAAAUCUGCACAGAACAUUCAUAUCCUUCACAAAGAUCUGCCUUCACCCCUGAGCCAGCUAUCGAAUGGAUCGAGAGAGGAGAAAGUGAUCAGCCACCCAAUGGACUAAUGGGCAGGAUGUCCCAGUUUAUCCUGAGGCUUGGAGGAAGGUCCACACAAUGUCAAGCAUCUGAAUGCAGUGAUUCAGUUACGUUGGAGGGGACUGAAGACAUGGGAGGACAAAAGGAAGCAUCUUGGGACAACAGAGGACAGGACAAACUAUGCAAGAGGAAUUUUAACAACAAUGCUGGUCGUUGGCCUCUUGCAACACUAAAUAUGAACAACUGCAACAACACAGAUGAUAAAAAGAAUGACAAUGAGAUAAAGAAAGAUGAUAAGAAAGAGGAACCAAAAAAGGAAGAGAAGAAAGAAGAAAAGAAAGAUGAGAAAAAGGAUGACAAGAAGAAGGAGGAGGAGAAACCAAAACAAGUUUGGAUAAUAGAUCCAGCAACAGAUAUGUACUAUCACUGGCUCACCACUGUCGCAAUACCUGUUUUCUACAACCUAAUGAUGCUUGUUUCCAGAGCCUGUUUCAAUGAGCUGCAGGAUGAUUUCACCAUCCUAUGGGUAGUUUUGGACUAUACAUCAGAUGCCAUCUACUACAUUGACACAUUUUUGAGAUCGAGGACAGGUUUCUUGGAACAAGGUUUGCUAGUGAGAGAUUCUAAGAAGCUGUGGGAGCGCUACAAAAAGUCACCGCAAUUCAGAUCUGAUGUGAUAUCCAUGAUACCAACAGACUUAUUAAUGCUGAAAGUGGGCUACAACAAUCCAGCAUUAAGAUUCAAUCGUCUUUUCAAGAUGGCUCGUCUGUUUGAGUUCUUUGACCGUACUGAAACCAGAACCAACUUUCCCAACAUCUUUCGAAUCAGCAACCUCGUCCUUUAUAUCCUUAUCAUUAUCCACUGGAAUGGCUGCAUCUUUUUUGCCAUCUCAAAAACAAUCGGCUUUGGGUCAGACACUUGGGUGUACCCCAACAUCAGCGACCCAGAGUUUGGUCGUCUUUCCAGGAAGUACAUCUACUGCCUUUACUGGUCUACUCUCACCCUCACUACCAUUGGAGAGACGCCACCACCUGUUAGAGAUGUUGAGUACUUAUUUGUUGUUGCUGAUUUUCUCAUUGGUGUACUUAUUUUUGCCACCAUUGUUGGUAACGUUGGUGCUAUGAUCUCUAACAUGAAUGCUUCCCGUGCCGAGUUCCAAGCCAAGAUCGACUCCAUCAAGCAGUACAUGCAGUUCCGAAAGGUCACCAAAGAUCUGGAGGCCCGUGUCGUAAAGUGGUUUGAUUACCUUUGGACUGAGCAGAAGACCUGUGAUGAAAAAGAAGUCCUCAAAAACCUUCCAGACAAGCUCAAGGCGGAGAUUGCCAUCAAUGUCCAUCUAGAAACCUUGAGGAAGGUUCGCAUCUUCCAGGACUGUGAAGCAGGACUUCUUGUCGAGCUUGUCCUCAAGCUUCAACCACAGGUUUUCAGUCCUGGAGACUACAUUUGCAAGAAGGGUGACAUUGGACGAGAAAUGUACAUUAUUAAAGAAGGUAAACUCGCAGUGGUGGCAGAUGAUGGUGUAACACAGUUUGUGGUGCUCAGUGAUGGUGCCUACUUCGGUGAGAUCAGUAUCUUGGGCAUCAAAGGCAGUAAAGCAGGAAACCGCAGGACUGCUAAUAUACGAAGUGUUGGAUACUCUGAUCUGUUUGCGCUCUCAAAAGAUGACCUAAUGGAAGCUCUGACUGAGUACCCAGAGGCCAAGAAAGCUCUGGAGGAGAAAGGAAGGGCUAUUCUGAUGAAAGACAAUCUCAUUGAUGAGGCUGCGGCCAAUGCUGGCGCCGACCCCAAAGACAUGGAGGAAAAAGUCAACAUUAUGGAGACAAAUCUAGAGGUGAUGCAAGCCAAAUUUGCCCGUCUUAUGGUAGAUUGGGCAAACAGCCAGAACAGGAUCAAACAGAGGAUCACCAACAUGGAGGCUAGAGUCAAGACUCUUAGAGAGGAGGAUUUAUCCGAGGUCGUGGAGGAUAAAAAGGACAAAUAGUUCUGUGCAGAAAUGGAUUCACUUCACAGGAUGUCUCAGGAUUAUGCCAGCAUGGACACAUAUACUGUAUUGGAAACUGUUAUCAUUUUUGAGGAACCGCCUGAUCUCAAGGUAGCACAGCAACAUUAACUAUUUAUAGAUGAUGCAUUCAGAGAUUUAGCAGUUCAUGAGAUCUAAAUCUAAUUCGUAAUGGCAGGUAAACAAGUUUCAGGCAGUUUCAGCCCCAUUAAGGCAGGAUUGUCUUGAGCAUUGAUACUGAUACUGUCACAAUGAAGCAUUAUUUUGUAGUGUAUGAGUAUCUGGUAAUACAAUUAUUUAAUCAGCAAGAGCUCUGAAUUUUAAGGGGGGGGGGGGGUAUACUCUUUGUGAGAUGUCAUGCUGUAAAUCUUUUUUUUUUUAACCAUAUUUUUAAAUAUGCACAAUGUCACUGAAUGUUUUUGCAUUUUAAAUUAUAAUUGAUUUCAGGAAGCUUCCUUUGUUCUUCAUGUUGUCUAAACAAGAAUUUCACCUGUCUACCCUAAGACCUGUCAGCAAGGUCAAAGUGAUGCUUUUAUGAAGCGAGCAGAAAUACCAAAGCAGAGUAUCCUGACUAAUCAUAUGAUAUCAAACUUAAAAUGGAGGCUUUUUUCGCUCCAUUUUAUUCUCUCACGUUCAGUUAUUUGUGUCUUUAUUUUCAUUCAGCAGAAAUAUUAUUUAUAAAUAUGUAAUGUAUAAAAUAAAAUAUAUUUUAGACAUUUUUCUAACAUUGUGUUUGCACUGUUGAUUGUUUGUAUGGAUUCACAAUGGAUGUAUAAGUAAUCCAAAUUUGCACUUUUUUCAUACCAAGGCAACAUAUAAGGAUAUUGUAAACAAUAUUAUGUAUGAU